This is a messenger RNA of Rotaria sp. Silwood1, 1176 nucleotides long. The record is from the annotation of a GenBank genome assembly. Lineage: Eukaryota; Metazoa; Rotifera; Eurotatoria; Philodinida; Philodinidae.
AUGAAAGACGAUAUUCCAACAACAUGUGUUGCUGCUGUUUUCUCUGAUAUUGAACCUGAACCACAAUUGAAGGAUAUUGAAAAAUUUAUGCAUGAUCAUGGUGGUCAACCAGAAUUAGAUUUUAGUACGGAUGAUUUAGAAAGUAAAGUUGAAUCAAUUUUACGUGAAUUAAGAAAUGUACUUAAAGAAACAAUACCAGAAGGAGAAAUGGAAAUGUUUCUUAAUUCGAUUAUGAGUUUAAUUUUACUUGUACCAGAAGAUAAAAUUAAUCGACCAAUUUUAAAUUUUUCGGAAGCUAUUAUUAAUGCUAAUUUACCAGAAAAAUAUGGACCAAUGAAACUUCGCGUAUUAACAAAUUUAAUUUAUGUUGUACCAGAAGGUAGUAAUACGGAUAAAUAUAGAAUUCUCAUUGACUUAAUCAAAUGUGCACGAAAUCAUCGAUGUAUUAAUGCUGUUUCAGUUGGAAUUAAUCAGGUUAAAAAAUGGGUCAAAGAAUGGAAAGUAUCAACUGAACAAGUACAAGAACUUUAUCGUAAUAUGCAUGAAGCAUAUGCAGCUACAGGAGAUUCUGCAAAUGCAUUACAACUUCUACUUGAAUUACUUGGUACAUAUACAAAAGAAACUGCAUCAAAAGCUCGUACAGAUGCAUUCAAAUGUAUUAUUAAUAGUAUUAAUGAUCCAAAUGUUUUUAUCAUGGAUCAUUUACUUUUACUUGAACCAGUAAAAGUUCUUGAAGGUGAAAAUAUUCAUAAUUUAUUAAAUAUAUUUGUUUCGGGUCGUUUACAAGAUUAUUUAGAAUUUUAUAGUAAACAAAAAUCAUUUAUUGAAUCAUCAGGUGUUAAACAUGAUCGAAAUAUUACAAAAAUGCGUUUAUUAACAUUCCUUCAAAGUGCUGAAAAUCAAAAAGAAAUAACAUUUGAUACAAUUGAAAAACAAAUGCAAAUAACAGCUGAUGAAGUUGAAUCAUUUAUUAUUGAAGCUGUUCGAACGAAAAUGAUACGUUGUAAAAUUGAUCAUCUUGCUCGUAAAGUUAUUAUCGAUAGUACAGUUCAACGAACAUUUACAAAACAACAUUGGCAAGCAUUAAAAGAAAAACUUGAAUCAUGGAAAACAAAUUUAGCUAUGAUUAAUACUAAUCUUAGUACAUUAAUGGCAGCACAAGGAACAACAAAAUAA